Peromyscus maniculatus bairdii (prairie deer mouse) is the source of this 548-nucleotide messenger RNA. It is a transcript of the gene Lce6a, whose product is annotated as late cornified envelope 6A. The record is from RefSeq and is a predicted model, not a curated record. NCBI's taxonomy places the organism in Eukaryota, Metazoa, Chordata, Mammalia, Rodentia, Cricetidae.
AUGUCACAGCAGAAGCAACAGCCUCAGGAGCUCCCAAAUGCUCCCAAAUGUUCACCUCCCCAAUGCCCAGCCCCCUGUCUGACGACCUGCUCAACUUCUUGUGGGAUUUCUUGUUCAGCAAGAAGCUGUUCUUCCCACUCUCAAAGGCCAGAGCUUCAGAACACUGCUGGACGCAAGAAAAUCCACCACCCACAGCCCCGCUGCCUCAGAGGUGGUACCACUUAUCCCUGCAAAGAGGAAGAGUGCUAAGUGACCGGGUACAGGUCUGUAGCAACCUUCUCCUCACCCAAACUAUGAACUCCAUCAGGAAGUCCAGGCCUUCCCCUACUUCCCCAUCUCUUCCUACUUCUCCUGCCCACCCUUUCAGUUCAACAAUAAUAAAAUUGCUCGUGGUGCAUGGUUGUGACUUCUGUGUGUCGUUGAGACCCUGGUCAGAGGCACAGAGGCCUCUCAAGUGGGUUCUUCUCUCAGGGACAGGUUUCUGGGAAUCUGUGUUUCAGCUCUCUGUAGCUUCAUAACAAUACAUCCAUGUUGAACAUUGAGUGCUG